Molecule: messenger RNA, 330 nt
Organism: Lottia gigantea (owl limpet)
Lineage: Eukaryota; Metazoa; Mollusca; Gastropoda; Lottiidae
Exons: 2
Coding region: 1-330 (109 amino acids)
Source: RefSeq, a predicted model, not a curated record
AUGGAGCUUGAUACUGGUGCAGCUGUUACUAUAUGUUCAGAAAGAGAAUAUAGACAAUAUUUUCCAGACGCUCAAUUAGAUGAAACGUCAGUUACCUUAAAAACUUAUACAGGACAGAAAAUAAAACCUUUUGUUAAAAUGGAUGUCACAGUAGAAGUAAAUGAUAGUGAAGGUGAAACAUUUAGAUGUCAAUCUUACAACCGACUUAUAUUUGGUAUAGCAUCAGCCCCAGCUAUUUGGCAAAGGUCAAAAGAACAAGUAUUGCAAGGAAUACCAAUGACUGAAUGUUUACUUGAGGAUAUGAUUAAAUCUGGUCGAAAACAUCAAUAA